Wallemia ichthyophaga EXF-994 is the source of this 1386-nucleotide messenger RNA. RefSeq names its product RNA polymerase-associated protein. NCBI's taxonomy places the organism in Eukaryota, Fungi, Basidiomycota, Wallemiomycetes, Wallemiales, Wallemiaceae. Gene Ontology annotation, cellular component: Cdc73/Paf1 complex. The record is from RefSeq and is a predicted model, not a curated record. The coding region runs from base 1 to 1386 and encodes 461 amino acids. Gene Ontology annotation, molecular function: RNA polymerase II C-terminal domain phosphoserine binding; DNA binding. The transcript has 6 exons.
AUGACCGAUGUGGAUAACGAUCUCGACGCUGAUUUGUUGGGUCUCGUAGGGGAUGACGAUGGCGCUGAUGAGCAGCUAUCGAAGCAGGAGGAGGAAGGGCUCAGCGAUAGCGGCGAAGAGGACAACGCCGGCAAGGAUACGCUCAUGGAAGUCGAUCAACCCGCAGACAGCGAGAAUCCAUAUCCUCUAGAAGGCAAGUAUAAGAACUCAGCGGAUAGAGCAAAGCUUCUCGAUCUCGAUGAACUCGAGCGUGAGGAUAUCCUCGCUUCUCGACAGGAGGAGAUGCAAAAGUACAAGGAUUCGCUGAAUAUCAACAGACUCUUUUCUGCUGCCCAGGCGGGUGGUGAAGAUAACGUGGCUUCAGCUGCGAAGCGUAGCCACACCCAGACAGGCGCUACAACCGAGAAAAAGAGCAAGCUUGAGGAGCUCAAGAGUAAGCGUGAAGCAAAGACCAAGAAGAGAUCGAGGAAUGAGGAUGACGACGAUGAGGAUUACGGCGGUCGCGCGCGCUCAGUACACUCUUCCGACGAUUCGGAAGAAGGUGAGGUUAGCAAGCACGAUAUGGAAGACGACAAACCACUCGAGAAAGCUGAUGUGCUUAGGGUGAUGAUCAAUCGUACUAACCUCGUCGAAUUCUGCUAUGCGCCAUUCUUCGAAGACUUUAUCAAAGGCACUUUCGUUAGAUAUCUGCUCGGAGAAUCCGAUGGAAAGCCAGACUAUCGACUUUGUGAGGUUAUUGGCCUUGGUGACAGCCUCGUCAAACCCUACGCAAUUGAAGGAAAUACGAUGACAAAUCAGCAACUUGUCCUCAGGCAGGGCAAAACAAGCAAGAUAUGCCCUAUGUCUAAAGUAUCUAACUCGCGGUGUACAGAUAGGGAAUUUGAUAGAUUCAUUGCACACGCCAAAGACGAGAGGGCGAAAUUACCAACACGGAAAUCACUCGAUAAGGUUAGAAGGCAGAUUGAAGAUACUAGGAAGCGAUUUUGGACAGAUGAUGACAUCAAUUUCAAGCUCCAGAAGAAAUCUGAUGUUAUGGGCGGUACUACGAAGAAGAGCGCAGUACUUGAGAAAGCAGAACUGGAGCAACGGCUGCGACUGGCCAAGGCGAGAAGAGAUGAGCAGGAGGCAGACCAACUAUUGCAACGGUUGGCGUCCAUCGAUGAGGUGAGCUACAAGGUAGCAGCACCGACAGAAAGAAUGAAACAAAGUGCACCAAACACGCCCAAGCCAGUACCACAGACAGCGAGAAGGCCGAUCAAGACAAAGGUACUGGUGGACGAUGAGAUAGAUAAGCAAUUCGAUUUAAACGUAGUGAUUAAGGGAAAGAAGAGCUCAAAAUUGGAGAGUAUCAUUCAAGAUUACUGUACCUAUCAAAUUGAAGAGUAA